AUGGUUGAAAAAGAAGCCGCAAAAAAGCGAGGUCGCUCUUCGUCUAGCAGCUCGUCCAGUAGCUCCGGAUCAUCUUCUUCUGGUUCAUCCGGUUCGGGAUCGCGAUCAUCCAGUUCCUCUUCUUCAUCUCGCUCUCGCUCCCGUUCUCCACGACGUCGUGAAAAUCGCCCAAUUCGCGGAGGUCGGUCUCGUUCUCCAAUUCGUCGUGGCUCCCCACCACGAGGAGCUCGUGCGGAUCGAGGAGGUGGCCGCCCAUCUCCCUCUCCGCCACGUCGUCGACAUAUAACCCCAUCACCACCACGUCGUGGAGGACGUGAUAGAAGUGGAAGUCGUCAGAGAAGGCGCUCUCCACCGGCAAGACGAAGCAGUCCGAUGCCGGCACGCUCUUCUAGUCCUAUAAAGAGAAUAAUCAUUAAAAAUCUGAGCAAGAAUGUGAUCCGUGAGCACGUCGAAGAGAUAUUCUCUAUUUAUGGAGCUAUCGCAAAGGUCGACUUGCCACCAGACCGCAAUCACACCCACAUUCAUCGUGGAUACGGAUACGUUGACUAUCAGAAUGUAGAGGAUGCUGAAAAGUCGAUAAAGUAUAUGGAUGGUGGACAAGUCGAUGGACAAAUCAUCCAGGUUGAAAUGACUAUCGGACGUCAGCAAACAGUUCGCCGUCAGAUGUCACCAAUCAGAAGACGUGCUUCACCACCGCCACGGGAUAGAGACAGAGAUAGAAAGUCGCCUAUCAGACGUGGAGGAGGAAACAGAAGUCCACCACGCAGACGCUCACCAAUGGGAGGUCGUGGAUCUGGCGCCAACAACAUGCCACUGGGGCCCAGCAGAUUCCGCCGAGGAAGCCGAUCUCGUUCACCAAUCAACAGAAGAUCCCGCUCAUAA
Molecule: messenger RNA, 882 nt
Organism: Caenorhabditis briggsae
Lineage: Eukaryota; Metazoa; Nematoda; Chromadorea; Rhabditida; Rhabditidae
Gene: Cbr-rnp-5
Product: Protein CBR-RNP-5
Exons: 3
Coding region: 1-882 (293 amino acids)
Biological process (GO): mRNA splicing, via spliceosome
Cellular component (GO): ASAP complex; cytoplasm; nucleoplasm
Molecular function (GO): RNA binding
Source: RefSeq, a predicted model, not a curated record